Molecule: messenger RNA, 1290 nt
Organism: Trichoderma gamsii
Lineage: Eukaryota; Fungi; Ascomycota; Sordariomycetes; Hypocreales; Hypocreaceae
Exons: 2
Coding region: 1-1290 (429 amino acids)
Source: RefSeq, a predicted model, not a curated record
AUGGUCCCUUCGCCGGCUCCUCACGAGAGGAGCUCAUUUGCUAGCGACCGCCCUGCACCCACAGCAGUAACAACUUCUACAUCGCCACCGGCACAGAGAAACGCGGUGCCCUCACAGCCGAGGAGUCAACAUACAGGCGCAACAGCCGCGAGCCAGUCGCCCAACCGUGGCAGCCCCAAGUCUGACCAUGCUGCUGCAAACAAAUUAUCACCCAACGCAUCUCGAAAUGAUGCCGGACACCCCAAGAUCGUCGUCAAAAAGGAACCAGUGUCGCCCAGUCUGCCCGCUUCAAGGCCCCGACCCAGACGUCUAGAUUUGUCCAAGAACACACUCGCUGGAUCGAACCCUUCCUCAGCCUACCCGCUGACCGCGCGCGGCGAUGGGCUGGGCAUCCAAGAGGUCGGCAUCGCAUGCCUUUCUCCUGGAUUCAUGACUCAAGAUCCCGCAAUGAAGGAACAGCUUCAGCGAAGUAUGAGCGUGCGAGAGCAGCAGCGAAUUCUCAUCGAGGCCAGGCUACAGCAGCAACAGUCAGCCAAGGGAGAUGGGCCAUCCGACAAGGACAAGGAACCAAACUUUGCCGCCAAGACACCAGGCAUGUCUCGCAGGAAUAAGGCUCCCCCGGGGCUUUCCAUCGUUGCACCUUCACAUCAGCAAUUCGCAAACGAAAGAGUGAUUCAGUCUGCCCCGCUUGGCCGCAGUUUCACCGGACAGCACAUGCCCCCAUCAAGAAACGUACAUAACCAGGCUUCCAACCUUUCUCACAUUCAUCACGUGCAUGCCAACCAGACUGCCAACCGUCUGCCACCUAUUAGCGAUGUCUUUGGCCAGAAUCUCUCAGCGCAUCCCGAGAAUGGGCCACAUACCUCUGCCCUCUAUCCUAGCCACGCGGCUUCACGGCCCCAGCUGUCCCCUGGCCUUCCGCCGGCUCACCAGGCGCCCAUGUCUGGCCGUAUGAGAGAGUACAAAUCUGCAGAGGAGGCCCAAAAUGAAUUGGCCGGUGGACGAGCAGAGCUUCUGCCCAGACUUGUCCACUACGGCGGCCAUCAGCCCCCUACUCCUCCUUCACCCGUUGGUGCCGGCAACCGCAUCCCAGAGGCUGCCCAGGGCGCCAGCAGAAGGCGAACACGCGCCGAGUAUGAGGAUGGCAGCAGCCCACCACUGGGCUAUGGCCCUCCUCCUACCCGACGUGGCCCCUUUGGCGCCGGCCGUGACAGCCCAGAGACACAGCGAGCGAAGAAGGAAGAAUUUAUGCAGUUAUGCGCCAGAGCUUGGGAUCUGUUUCACUCCUAA